UCGCACUUGUUCCUCAAAUUGCUGAUUAUUUAAGAUAUAAAUAGAUCAAGACAUUCAUCAUCAUAGAGUCUAAUGUAUAUGUUUACCAUUUUUAGAGAAAGCGUGAAUGCAUCCAUGCCUUGUCAAUUGCAAUUCUCCAUUAUUCACAAACACCAAAUGUUAUGUGUUCACACCAACCUGGGUGAAACAUACUGCGUCUUUAUAAAUAAUUUAAAAUAGAAAUGAGCAGAUAACAAAAGGAAAUUCCUAAUGUGGUCAAAUGACAAUAUUAAUGAGCUGGAAGCAUAGUAAACAUUAGCUGGAACCUGCAGUACAGAACUGAGACCUGUGUUCUAUGUAGUUUAUUUAAACAAGAUUAUAUAAUAUGGUAGUAAAACACUUUGUAGAAUUAACCAAAGGGAUACAUGUUACUUUAUAUUCUGCUAUAAGAAGUUUUUAAGUAGUUACAGAAAAACUGGCUAAUAAUUCGUCCUGAUAUCUUUCAGUUUGCUAUUACCCAUGUCCUCUGGAAUGCAUCCAGCUUUGAAUUUUGCCAGAAGUGGUUUUACCAGAUAUGCAUCCCAGGGGAUGACUGUAUAAUUACCAUGCAGCACACAUUUUAGUAGAAUGUAAAAGUGAUAGCAAGAUGUUUGUGUAUAUGCCUUUUUAGGUGUGUCAAGCUUCUUCCUUCAUGCCUGUGUUCCCUGGCUCAUGUCCAAGACCAAGAGGAUUGGUGAGAAUGUAGCGUGGAGGAAAGAGCCAGUAUUUGCUGGCUCUUCCUUUCUGGCUCAUCUCAAAAUUCUUGCACUCCCAGAGUCCUAAUCAUUUAAUGAUUGUUCAGAGUUUUCUAGGAUAUUGCCACAUGUCCAUAUGAAAUAUAUCUGUAUGAAUAAUCAUCUACACAGUGAAUAUAUUAAACUUUCCAUAAAACCUACGUUCUUCUUUUUCCCUCAGUCACUCCAGAUUUUCUAAAAUUAUAUUCUGGCUUCGUUCUGUUUCUGUUCUACAGUUGAUCAGCCAUUAUGUUAAAACCUUUAAGCAAACAAAACAAAAGAAAAAAUCCUGUUGCUGUUUACCAGGUUAAGUUUUAUUUAGAAAAGUAAGACAAAGAGGUUUUCUUUAGCUUUCACUUGCUGUAAUUUCUGGUCAGUUGUGCCAGUCUUACUUUCACAGUUUGUGUGGGGAAAAUACUGAGGAAAACAUGUUAAAUAUGCCUUGCAAGAAUUGUCAAUAAAUAUAAUUCAGAAACACGAUAUAUAGAACUUCUCUGUCUAGGGGAGUUUUGCAGUAAAGAAAUCUGUAACAGGCUUCAAGAAGGCAGUUUUUUGGGAUUGCCUUAGGUUCUAAGGAUCUGAUGAAAUCAUUCGUAGCCACUUUUUCCUGUAGGUAUUAUAAAAGAUUACAUCAAGAGCAGGGUAACUAAACUAAUUGCAAAGCAGCAAAAGAUUCACUCUUAAAAAAAAUCCAAGGAAAUAAAGGGUCUUCCUGUGGUAGAACAAGAGUACCUUUCUUUCCAGCCAAACACUGCUCCCAGCAUCCUGUUAUCUACGGACUUGCUGCUCUGCAACGGCAGACCUUCCGAAGAGAAUCCUUCAUCUCCUUUGUCUAAUUGCUAUAAAUUGCUCUGGCAUCCUGCCUAAAGUUGCUUGUCCAAAAAAAGUUUGCAAGCCAUAUUGAUCCCAGAGUUGUGUGAACAGCUGUUUCAUACAGAUGCCCUGCCAUGGAGGACAUUCGGUCUGUUAAAAUCAGUCAUCCUAAAAUGAAAAUAUAUCUAAAGUGAAGGACUAAAUUGAAGAUGAACCGCAAAACUAAAGUGAGAGUGACAUUAAGUCCAAAGUGCAUGUUGAACAGCUCCUACUAACCAGGCUUCUUGUGUUGUGCUAUGUGUGUGUUUGGAAGUGGUGGCGCUUAGAAAUAAGUUGGAUUUUUUUUUUUUUCCUGGCCAACCUGGGCAAUAGAGUUUAAAGGGAGUAACUGAAAUCCAGUCUUAGGCAGAUAUGUACUAUUGCUAUUGUGUAUUCUGUAGAACCCAGAUACUGAAUAGAAUUGCCCUGGACUGUACCCUGAAGAAGCUCACAGUGUAUAGAUAGCUUUACACUGGUGAGCAGUUACUCAGCUGAUUAGUCCUAUUGACAUCAGUACACAUUACAUUUCAAUUGUAUGUAGAUAUCUAGUUGACUUAUGUUAAUAUUGCUGAAGUUCUAAUUUAAAAACAAAACAAGGGGCUUGUCUUCACUGCAUUGUUAUCUUGAAGAAUAACUUGAAUGUUGUCCCUUACCUGCCUCAGGUCUGCACACAAACCUCUCUAGGUAAAGUAAGUGGUGCAUUAAGCCUGAGGUAGAUGCCGGUGGCUUGUUGGGAUGGAUGGGUUGAAGCUUGAGUGCAGGUGAAGUUUGCAUAGUAAUGCAAUCAGGACUUUGCUUACAGUCCAGUCCAUUCAAGUAUCAUGAGGUCUACCCCCAUGCCUUCCUGAAACUUCCACCCAGGUUAAUUGUUGUCUGGUCCCCCUCGUAUCUUGAUUGGACAUUAUCUACCGUGUAUUAAUACUCAGUUUGAUACUUUGGACCCUGUCUUCCAUGUGGCCCUUUGCACCUGUAGCAUUUGUUCUAGCUCAGCUAUUAAAACCCUGAAGACACUGUACUGCUGGGAAAUGACUAAGUGAAACCCUGGCAAGCUCACUUGACUACAGUUUGACUGGGUGAUCGCCAGCAUGCAGCUCUGUACCUAGGCAGCUCAAAGGCCUCUUGAGAAGUUCAUGAGUGAUUGAUCAUGGAGGAUCCUGAGGAGGACCCAGAACUGGGCCUGUUUCUGGACGUGGAGUUCUCGCGUGAGGCAGAACCAAUGCUAGGGGCCACAGUCACUCCAUCCUUGACCAAGACUCUGGGGAGAAGAUGCAGAAAGCAGCAGCUGAAACAGCAUUACUUCAGCCGGCUCAUUUGCAUAAGUGCAGUCCAGCCACCCUCCCAGAAGGCCAAUGACUAUCAGCACCAGAGUCUAGAAGCAGAAGGUAGAGAACACAGGAGGACCUUUUGAGGGACUUGGGCAGAAGGUCUGACCUGCUCUUUGAGCUUCAAAGGGAGAUGCUGGAGGAGGAACAGCAAUUCCAGAUUGCAGCUAAGAUGAUGUUGGAGAGGGAGAAAUGCAUGGUGGCAGAGUCAGAUACGAUGCAGGCAGCCAAAGUGUGAGCUUUCUUACACUGGCCCAUUGCUGACCUGAGCUCUGAUUUGGAGGGACCACCUUCUAUAAGGGUUCGCUUCUCAUAUAUGCGAAUGAAGUAUCUCUUCAUCUCUUGGUUAGCAGUAUUUAUUGGCAGUUGGAUUAUAUAUGUUCAGUACUCCACUUACACAGAGCUAUGCAGAGGUCAUGACUGUAAGAAAAUAAUAUGUGAUAAAUAUAAGACUGGAGUUAUUGAUGGAUCAGUCUGUAGUAGUCUUUGCGCUAAAGAAACUCUGUAUUUUGGAAAAUGUUUGUCAACGAAACCCAAUAACCAGAUGUAUUUAGGAAUCUGGGGUAAUCUACAAGGUGUUAUAAAAUGCCAGAUGGAAGAAAUUAUUCAUCUUGAUCUUGGAACUGAACCAGAACCAAGAAAAGAAAUAGUUCUAUUUGAUAAACCAACUAGAGGAACUACUGUUCAGAAAUUCAAAGAAAUGGUAUAUGGUCUUUUAAAAAGAAAGGUGGGUGAACAGGGAAAUCUUUCUGAACUGGUUAAUCUCAUCCUGUCAGUUGCUGAUGGAAACAAAGAUGGUCGAGUUUCCUUACCAGAAGCAAAGUCGGCAUGGGCUCUUCUGCAGCUAAAUGAGUUUCUACUUAUGGUGAUCCUCCAGGAUAAAGAACACACCCCAAAAUUGAUGGGGUUUUGUGGCGAUCUCUAUGUGAUGGAAAGAGUUGAAUAUACCUCUCUCUAUGGAAUAAGCCUUCCAUGGAUCUUAGAACUUUUCAUUCCCUCUAGUUUCAGAAGAAGCAUGGACCAGUGGUUUACUCCAUCAUGGCCUAGAAAGGCAAAAAUUGCUAUAGGGCUUUUAGAAUUUGUGGAAGACAUUUUUCAUGGACCUUAUGGGAAUUUUCUUAUGUGUGAUACCAGUGCCAAAAACUUGGGUUAUAAUGAUAAAUAUGACUUGAAAAUGGUGGACAUGAGAAAAAUUGUGCCAGAAAUUAAUUUGAAGGAAUUAAUUAAAGAUCGUCACUGUGAGUCUGACUUGGACUGUGUUUAUGGUACAGACUGUAGAACUCUAUGCGACCAAAGUAAAAUGAAAUGUACCACAGAAAUAAUUCAGCCCAACUUGGCAAAAGUAUGCCAGUUACUAAAAGACUAUCUGCUUUGCGGUGCUCCAUCAGAAAUACGUGAAGAGUUAGAGAAACAACUGUAUUCUUGUAUUGCCCUUAAAGUCACAGCAAACCAGAUGGAAAUGGAACAUUCUUUAAUACUAAACAACUUAAAAACUUUAUUGUGGAAGAAAAUAUCCCAUACAAAUGAUUCUUAGUAUCUUUAACCACAGAAGAAAACAUUGUUGCCACUAUAGGAGAUUUACCACUUUUUAUCAAAAGCAUCUUUGGCAUUUUUAAAAUAUUUCUUCUUAGCUCAGAAUUCAUUAACUUUCCUAACUCUUACUCCAGCAAACACUAGUAUUACAGUGCUUCUCAGAGAGAGAAUGUGCCACUUAAUGAAUUGUCUAGCAGAAGUUACAAGAGCCUUGUGGUUAGAAUGCUCUAUCAUGGAAAUAAAAAACCAUGUGCUUGCCCUCUCCUUGCACUUUGGCAGAAGACCCUAAAUUGGGGUCUCCUGCUGUCAAUAUUCACUGUGCUACCAUAUUGACUAAUUUUAACUUUUUUUUUAAUGCUGUGACUAGCAUCAUUCAUUUGUAAAUAUCCACUGAGAAUUAUUUUUUUCCAAGUAGUGUUACAAAUGCUAGCCAAAAGACCCACCACUAUUAGAAAUAAUGUGCUUGAGUCCAAGAGACUCUUUUGAAUGAAGUGAACAUUUUGAGGAUGAAGUUUACUAAUAACUUAGCAUGGCAGAAUUUGCACAAUGGAAAAUUUUUAAAUUGCUAAACUCAGUGUGACAAUUAAAAUUUAUUCCAGAAAACGGCGUAUUUUAGUAUGAGAGAUUUUUAGUUAGAUUUUGUUUGUAUACACUUUUUUACCUCAUACUUACAUAUAUUUUGAAUGUUACUACAUUAGCUGAAAGUUCUUAAUUAAACGUCCUAGUACAACAUGCCAUGUUGGAAGCUAAGAUUUUAAAAUAUGUAUUAUAUAUUUAAAAAGUCGCAUAUACUAGAGCAACAAUAUACCAUUACACAAUGGGGAAAUAGAGAAGCUACGAAGCCUGAGUCUUAAAAUGUCAGUAAGAUAUAAGGAAAGUUAAGCAGUAGCCAGUUUUGAAGCCAGGGAUUUUGUGGACUAGGUGAUUCUAAAAAGGUCAGGAGUUAAAGAACUUUAAUAGUUUUGGUAGCUGCAGUGUGGUAGCCUUUAUAAUGGAGAUCCUCAUAGUAAAGGUUUAGAGUCCUUAGUUUGACUUAAGUAUCUAAAACUACAUUUCUAACACUGAUCUAGUCUAAAAGUUUGAUUUUGUAGCUAAGGCUGUGUGGCAAGAUCAGCCUUGCAUUUACUCUUUCCUGGUUUACUUUAAGAAAUGUCUAAAUUAGAGCUAGGCCUAAGCCACAGGAUCGAAUCUAGAGCCUGAUCUGGAUUUCCCUAAACUUUGGAGGUGUUCAUAUAUGGAGUUUUUUGUUUCUAUUUGGGCCCAUCUUUACCCUAAGCAUUAAAUCAAUAAUUAGUUUAUUAUUGGAAAUAUUCUCCUUAGCAUGUUCUUGUUUAAAUUUUUACAGGGUGCUAGGUUUAUUCUCUGCACCUCUGAAGCAAUGAGUGAAUACUAGACUUGGAUCAUGAGGGAAAUAACUUGAAAUCUCAUCUUAACUCCCAUUUGUCCACAUUCCACACAGUUUGACUUUGCUCAGGAGUGGCUCGAGUCACAAAUGAGACUUUGCAAAUCUGUGUGUGUGUGUAAAGCACUUGUGAACACUGCUUGGUAUUCAUCCAUUACUAACCCUUUGUACGCACUUAAUUCACUUCUACCUUUUGUUCAAGGGAGAUGAGGAAAAAACCUUUUAUUUAAAAAGUGUUAUUUAAAGUGUGAAUUCUUUUUACUGCUUUGCAGGUCUUUUGUGUUAAACACGCUUCUUAAAUUAUUAUUAGUAUCUGGAUUCAACAAAAUUCUUGUUCACGAAGGCAUAUAACAAACAUACUUAGAGAAGGUAAAAUCAUCCAUUGUCCUUCCGUGUAUGCUGUCCGAAGUAUUAAUUCUCUUGUUGUAGGUGUAAUUUUGCUUUUUUGUAAAUAUUCAGUUGUUUGACUCUUGCACAGUAUCUACCAUUCUGCUGUCUCCUUAAAAUUGACUGAUCUGCCUUCCAAGAGGAGGCGUUAAUAUAUCUGCAACUAAUAAAGAAACCAAACAUUAAGUAUAUCAUUUUCUUACCAGAUAAUCUGAAUGUGAAUCCUAUUACGGCUAUUAUGCAUUGAAACUAUUGAACGAAAUAGUGUGGAUAUUUUAAAUGUUUUUUGGAUAACUGGAAACUUGUCGACAAUGCAAUUUAUUGUACAUUUUGAUUGUUACUGCACCAGGAGCUUUCAUUUAGAGUUUUGUUUACAAUAAAUCAAAGGAAUCCUU
Molecule: messenger RNA, 6643 nt
Organism: Caretta caretta (loggerhead turtle)
Lineage: Eukaryota; Metazoa; Chordata; Testudines; Cheloniidae
Gene: DIPK1A
Product: divergent protein kinase domain 1A
Source: RefSeq, a predicted model, not a curated record